AUGACAGUGCUCCUCGCGCACGUAUUCACCAUUCUGGUGACUGUUCUCCAAUUCGCCGCGGCAAACUUCGACCUCUACCAUAUCCAUGGCGUAAAGGCUGAAGGACCUUGGCCCGGUACGGAGAUAAACGGUUGGCAACUCCAAAACGACAACCCCGGCUGUGAACAAGUCGAUCUAUACGCGUCCUGGCCGGACUCGAGUGACCUGAGCCACGACCGGCUCGGCAUCCGCUGCGAGGGCAAGUGCGGCUACGGCGACGCGCCGUGGCCCGACGUCAAGCUCAUCGAGAUGCACUUCACUAACCACUACCACUUUACUAUCUACAAGGACCGAGGUCACGACGUCAACGGUGCGUGGCGAUGGUAUCUCUACGGCACCGAAGGCAAAUCUUACGGAGAAUGCUUUGCAUGGGGAGACUACAACUGGGAUUGCAAGUGGCCCGACAAGCACUUAUCGGUGAAGGGCUUCCGCAAGUUCCGCUGCAUAACUGAUGUCGAUGCAAACGCGAUCAACGAUGCGUAUAAGAAGGAAGGUGGUCGGGCCUUGGCGGCUGUCAGCAAUUCGACCGCGGUUGCUGGGAGGGUUUGA
This is a messenger RNA of Didymosphaeria variabile, 588 nucleotides long. RefSeq lists its product as uncharacterized. The record is from RefSeq and is a predicted model, not a curated record. Bases 1 to 588 code for a protein of 195 amino acids. The transcript has 2 exons. NCBI's taxonomy places the organism in Eukaryota, Fungi, Ascomycota, Dothideomycetes, Pleosporales, Didymosphaeriaceae.